CGAAGGGAGAAAUUUCCCCUCGUAAAGUGCUCCAAACUUUUGUAGCUUUUGCAAAAUUCCAAAAAAGUCAAACCGUCCGGCCUCACUUCAGUUCGGACGAUCAACAGCCGUUCGGACAUCAUAAAGCUCGCCACCUUGAGCGAUCGUGCGAGAGAUCGAGUGAUCGACACCGACCCCGAAGUGGACGACAAUGGAGUUCCCAUAUGGUCAUCACACUCACGGACACCACCACAAACGCGACGGCGACGACGGCUACGAGGAGUCCCGAAGAAACCUGCCCUACCCGCCACCCGGAGCCACCCUCCCGCCCUACGUCUACGGCCAGCCUCCCCCUCCUCCUCCGCCGUCCAACGUGUACCACACCUCGCACUCGCCUCCCCCGUCCGCUUAUCCCUCCCCCUACCCUCCGCCGCCUCAGAUGUUUCCUCAAGGAUCAACCGAGUAUUCUGCUUACCCGUACCCGCCGCACGUGGCUCACGGCUGUGGAGCUCUUGCCUCUUAUUUCGCCUACAAGCUCACUUACAACGUUUUCUGCAAGGCCAACCCCAAUUAUUCUCUCGCUAUCAAGGACUCAAAACUCGUUCUUGCACCCUCCGACUCCAGUGAUCCUUAUCAAAAAUGGUACAAGGAUGAGAAGUUCAGCACCAGAGUCAAGGAUGAAGAGGGUUCUCCCUGCUUUUCUCUGGUCAACAAGGCCACUGGUGAGGCCAUCAAGCACUCUGUUGGAGCCUCUCACCCGGUGCAGCUGGUACCCUAUAAUCCAGAGCAGCUUGAUGCAUCUGUUCUGUGGACGGAGAGCAAGGACCUUGGCGAUGGUUACAGAGCCGUAAGGAUGGUUAACAAUGUUCACCUGAAUUUGGAUGCUUUUCAUGGUGACCAAUUAUCCAGCGGCGUUCAUGAUGGCACAACUAUUGUGCUCUGGCAGUGGAACAACGGAGAUAAUCAGAGUUGGAAGAUCACCACGCAUUAAUACAUGGGGGAAGAGUACCUGAAUUUGGAGGUUGUCUUAUUUGCGGGAUAUGCAUUUGGUGGAUUGCUAUGCUUCCACGCGAGUUUGUGUUGUGAUCUCGAAUAUUGCUUCUAUCUCCAUGCUCGAUUAAGACUCGACUACUAUUGUGUGUUACUUUUCCUUUGGAUUUUAUAGCUUUAUCAUUAUGUGUGUUAUAUCACACCGCAGACUAUAUAUAUAUGCCUGAUAAAUUGGUAAUUCUCUGCAUUAAGCUGUUUCAGAUGUCGCUCGUGGAGAUAGAUAUACUACGUCAUGUAUGUGUUACGAGCACGAGAAGAGCAUGUUCUUAUGUUGCCAUGCA
Messenger RNA from Eucalyptus grandis, 1310 nucleotides. RefSeq names its product ricin B-like lectin R40G3. Lineage: Eukaryota; Viridiplantae; Streptophyta; Magnoliopsida; Myrtales; Myrtaceae. The transcript has 4 exons. The coding region runs from base 191 to 970 and encodes 259 amino acids. The record is from RefSeq and is a predicted model, not a curated record.